CUCGGCUCGAACUUCAUGACAUUUAUGCCUUAACUUGUCCAGUGACAGUCUUUCUAUUUCUGUAAUAGUUCGUCUAGUAAAAUCUUUAACGCGCUCAAUUUUUAUGUCGCGCUACCCCUAGUCAGAAUGAUUAUUGUACAUGGAGUGAAAACUCCACUUCUUCGAUCUCAUCUGCACACUAAAAUUCCUCCGUGCUUGAAGUUAUGGGACGAAAAAUAUUAUGGUGCUAAGUUUUCGUCGAGUUCUCACUCUGAGAAUGCUAUCCCGCCUCCUAAACCACGAAGACUUUUCCGAAAGUUUUUAUUUUUUGGCGUUUUGUCGAUCGGUGCCUUCAUUGGUUCACUGUACACAUCUGAAACUGUCCGAAAUGAAUUAGUCACAUACUAUCCACCUUCAAAACAAAUGUUAAAUUGGGUUGAAAGUUCAAUUGGUGGAUGGUAUUCUAGUGGUUCAGGAAAACAACAAUCAGCUGUCACCCCACCAGUCAGCGAUUUUCCUCUCCCACCCAAACAAAAACCUGAACCCACUCCUCCAUCGAAACCUUCACCUAGUCCAGAACCCGCUAAUGUUGAGAAAGAAAAACCUCCCUUACCAACUGAAGAAGAGGUCAAAGAUAUGAUAAGUAGACGUCAUAUACCAUUGAUGAAUGUAGAGUUGAAUGAUUUGCCUAUUCUUGUCAGUGAAACAGAAAGUAAAGUGGAAAAUGCCAAAAUCAAAUUAAAAGAACUUGAAUCAAUCACAGUGAAAUAUAUUGAUGCACUUCGUGCUGCUGUACAGGAUAAUAAUUCGUCGUCUAAACAGAAAAAUUGGGAUGUUGUUGGACGACUUGAAAUGGCUAAAAAUAGAACAGAAGAACAAGUGGAACAAAUUGUUGAACAUACUAAUCAACAACUUGAAGAGUUACAUUAUGCUAUUGAACAGCACAAGAAUACAGAAAAGGCAUUAGAGAAUAAUAUUAUCCCUGAGUCAAUUGAAGCCUAUGGAAAUCUACAAUAUGAAUUAACUGGAGCUAUUAAUCAAGUACGUAAAUUACAGAAUGAUAUUGCUAUGCUUAAACGUUAUCGUGAUUUAGUCUCAGCUUCACAUGGUGACUUGCAAGAUGAUCUGGAAGCACUGCUAGAACAUAUUGAUAGAAAAACACCAAAUAAAGGUACUGAGUCUAUGAAUGUGGAUGAAUUGAAUGAUCUGAUUUCAGUGGCACAUGCUCGCAUUGCUUCAUUACAAAAGAAAUUAGAUCAUUUAGAGCAUAGUGAAAAAGAACGUAUGAAAUCAGCUAUGGAUGCACAACGUCGUGCAGAUGAAUCACUGCGUGAACAAUAUGUAAAACAAGAAUUAGAUUUGGAAAGAAGUAGACAUGAUAUUGAAAGGCAUAAAUGGUUACUACAAGCUCGUGAAAAUACAGAACGUGAGCUGAAAUUAGCACUGGCUAGACAUAGUGAACAUCUUUCACAUAUGUUACAAUUGGAACGAGAUAAAAUGGAGCAUGAAUUUCAAUUUCGUCUUCGUGAAGCAUUAGCUAAAGAAAGAGUUACCUUUGAAGCUGCACUUGUUGGCUGGCGGAAGCGUAUGGAAGCUAUAGAGGAUGUUGUUGAUGGCCGAGCAGAUCUAGAUAGAUUAGCUAAGGAAGCACAAUCCUUAUGGCUUGCAUGUGAAGCUCUAGCUUGUCGACUGCAUUCCGUUAGUCCAACAAUGAUGUCUCAUCAUAAGGCUAAAGAUGAUUCAACUUUAGUAAAUCAUACUGGAUCUCUGAAAGAUUUUGUUAAUUCAAUUCGUGAAUGUACUUCAUCUGGCAAUUAUCCUUUUGCUAAUGAAAUUCUGAAUAGUUUAUCUGAUGAUGUCAUUGAGAAAGGUGUUUGGACAGAAGUUGGAUUGAAAAAAAGAUUUGAAAAGGUGUAUAAUGUAUGCAGAAAUGUUACUUUAAUUGACGAGACAAGUGGUUCACUAUGGGAAUAUGCCUUAUCUUGGCUACAAUCUGCUCUCAUAGUUGAUAUGAAAUACAAAUGUCUACAAGCACUUUCAUUCAUCAAUCCAAAUGUUAUUGAUGGUGGCGGUGGUCAAAAACUUGACCUCUCUGCAUAUGAAGAGGAUGUUGUUGUGAUGAAACAGACCAAUUCACCUAAACUAGAUCCAUUCUGUUUACUGUCUGCUGCUAAACAAGCAAUGCUCAAUGAUCAUAAUAUUCUUUCAGACAGUGAUGAAGAUACUUGUAGCGAUGAAGGACUUGAAACAGCUGUACGCCUACUUGGACAAUUACGUGGUCAAGCCCGUGUUGUUGCUGAUGACUGGUUAGUCGAUGCUAGACAUUAUUUAGAAGUGAAACAGACAGCUAGAACUUUAUUAGCCUAUGCUGCUGCUCGUGAUAUUUCCACUUUUCAGAAACGUUUCGUUCAUUGUUGCACAUGGAAUGUUGGAGAUGAAAAACCGGGAAAUGAGGACUUGUCUUCUCUCCUUGGUGUAACUGCGAAACCAUUUCCAGAUGUUAUAAGCGUGGCACUUCAAGAGGUUUCGGGAGAAGAUUUUUGGCGGCAGAAGUUGAUGGAACAUCUUUAUCCCCGUGGCUAUGUCUUGAUCAAAUCUAGGAACUGCUGGGCUAUUUGGAUAUUUGCUUUUCUUAAACGAAACCUUCUGCCUGCAGUCACUAAUAUCGAGUCUGAAGUCACUGCGUCAGGAUAUGCUGGUGUUAUGGGGAACAAAGGAGGAGUUAGUGCAAGAUUUGAACUCUGUGGGAUAAACAUGAUAUUCCUUUCUUGUCACUUUACUGCUCAUAUGGAAAAUAAGCGUGACCGUUUAAAUGAUUAUUUUGAUAUAAUUGACCACCAAAGUUUCAGAGAUGAAGAUGUGAAUGUCAUUCUAGACCAUGAUUAUGUAUUUUGGAUGGGUGAUUUGAACUUCCGUAUUGAUCACUUCAAAAAAGAUGAAGUGGAGCAGAUGAUAAGAGAGAAUCGACUUGAUGAACUUUUGCGGCAUGAUCAACUUUUAAAUAUGAAAAAUGACAAACUGCUUUUCCAUGAUUUCAAUGAAGGCACUAUAUCUUUCCCUCCAACUUUCAAGUUUGACAAGGGUACAGAUAUAUAUGACAGUAGCAAGAAGCAACGGGUUCCUGCGUGGACAGAUCGCAUAUUAUAUAUGGUCCAUCGAGAUUUCGCUCUGGAUCAUCACCUUAAUCUUCCGCAAACUGGUCGACAGCGAUCGGUUAGUCCAUCUCGUCGGUUACCUGUUCGGGGACCACCAUCACAAGUGGAAGAAAAAUUCCCGUCGAAUGAGUCUAUUAAGGGUAGACAACAUCCUGAAGCUGUUCUGCUCAAAUAUACUAGUUUAAGUGAAUAUAAGUUAUCAGAUCAUCGACCAGUUAUUGCAGUAUUUCGAUUAUCUGUACCUCCUAGAUGGUUCAGUUUACCUGUUAGAUUUGAGGAACCUAAUGGUAAAGAAUAUUCAUGUUAUGCCAAUUUGGAUAUAUCCUACCGAGUUCUUGAUCCUCCUGGGCUAUUAAGACUUUCAGAAUCAAAUUUACUACUUUCACCGAGAGAGUCCAGUCCAGUAUGUGACUUUACCAAGUUGUUGUUACUCAACACACCAUUGAAGUCUAUAAAUCAACAAGGGAAUUCAGAAAAGCCAAAAGAUGAUAUAGGUCCAUUGGCUCCUCCAACUCUACAAACUACAUCAUUCGAUUGGAUAGGCUUGUAUCCAGCAGAAUUUGCAGAUUUAGAAAGAGAUUAUAUUACUUAUGUGUAUGCAUCAAGUAGUGUAUCGCAAACAAAACAUAGAAAAAACUCGUUGUCGUCGGCACUGUUACAAGCUCCAAAUGCAACUAACUCUCAAGAAUGCUUUUAUAAGGCUAAAAUUGAAUCAAAUCGAUUGAAAGAUUUAGCUGGUCAGUCAUUUUGUCUUGUGUAUAUGAGUCGUAACAAGCAUUGUCCGCAGGGGUAUAGUGCACCUUUCAAGAUUUCUCGCGUGAGUUCACGCCGCUAGUAUUGUAUCCGUUCCAUACAACUUAUAUGACUGACACACUUUGCUGUUUCACUAACCAAAUUAUAUACAACCCACGGGGUUUAAUGCUCUUCUCGCCAUCUUUGUUUUUGUUUCUCUGUCACUUUGAGUUUUAGAUCAUUUUUGCUGCUUAGCAUAAUUGUGUUUUACAAUUGCCCCUUCUUUUUGAAAAAAACAAUACGCGCGAUAAUUGGCUAGCCAGGUUUUUGUGUCUGGUGUAAUUUUGCCAUGCCUUCCGUUUGUUUCACCAUUAACUUAAUGUUUAUAUAUAUGUAUACAUGUCUAUAAUAUAACUGCUCUAGUUAACAGUUAGUCUAACCUUGCUGCAUUAACCAAAAAAUGUUUUUUUAUUAUUAACACUUACUACCUGAAUGCUGGCUGAGCACGCUUCACUUUUCGCUCUACAUCACUUAACCGUCGUAGUUUAUGCGCCUGGCUUACCUUCUCCUCUGCUUUGGAGUAGUGCACUAGCUACUUUUGCUGUUGUCACCUCCUCCUCCUCCUACACUGACUGCCGCUGCUGCCGCUCCUGAACAAAGGCACAAAGCCCCACAGCUAUUAUCUAUUUAAUUAACCAAUAAUAACCGUUAAUAAAUAAUUAAAUACGUAUAUGUAUUUUUAAAAAAGUUGUUCAUAUUAAUUAUUUUAUUUAGGUAAAGAAAUCAUCAUUCCAUUUAAAGAAAUUUGUUCCAAAAUUCUUAUUACGUAAAAGAAAAUAAUUGUUAAUCAGCUAUUAAUCUUGUCAUGCUAACUACUACUACUACUAUUACCACUCAUUUGUGUAUUAUUUCUCGUCUCAUAACUUAUUUGUAUAUUAUAAAGUAGUACUGCUAUAAGAUGAGAGAUUAAAUAAAAAAUAAUGUUUUCCGAUUAUUAUUA
Messenger RNA from Trichobilharzia szidati, 4866 nucleotides. The record is from the annotation of a GenBank genome assembly. NCBI's taxonomy places the organism in Eukaryota, Metazoa, Platyhelminthes, Trematoda, Strigeidida, Schistosomatidae.